GUAAGGAGCUCUUUAAGGUGACAACCCCACAUCACCAAGUCUACCGUCAUGUUUCCAAAAUGCUGGAUCCAUCUCUGAAGCAAACAACAACAGAAUAUAUAUUUGUACAUAUAUAUCAACCCAUAUUCAUUCUGCACAUGGAAGAAAAGAUCAUUUAAAUUGGAAGAUAUGCCCUUAAUGGAAGUAUGUCAUUAUUAUACAAAGUCAGGCCUUAUUGUUGACACAUGUUUAAGCCACUGAUCAAUUUUCAUCAAAGACAUUAAUUUGAGUUAUUAGUUUGAAUGUAAUUCUCUUCAUAGUAUAUACUGUAUAUACAGUAUAUUGUCACCACUAACAGGACUCUCAUUUGUUUUGCUUUGCACACUGAAGCUCUUCUAGAUCACCAAGGUAGAUAAUUUUAAAAUGAAAACAAUUUCCAUCAUAAAAACUGCCUCCAGAACAUUGUGGACAAUUCCAGAAAAUGUGGAAGUGAUUUGCCGCAGAACCUCCAGCAGACAGUCUGAUGAGAGUAGUCAGCCUUUAAGCUGCAGUAAAGAACAAUUGAAUCACGAUUUAAUGGAGAUUCAUGACAGUAGAACUGAUGUUAUAGAGCAGAGGCUUUUACUUUCUGUCUUUUCCCAGAUGAUUGGUUUGUUGUUGCAGCAGCUAAUAACUACACAGAAUAUAUGACUGACUAUAUUUUCAACUUAUAACCGCCUCUACAGGAUCUCCUGGAAGGUUUUACUAGCAAAAGUGAUUAAAAAGUGAAUUCACUUACAAACAUCGAUUACAAUCAGUGAUGCACGCUGGUUUACAGGCUUCUCAUCUACAACCUGGAUUCGUCUACAUAUCUGACCUGCAGAACUGAACCAUUAACUAUGUCGACAUGAAUUUAUUGGUCUAACUGUAGUUUUAUCAGAUUAAUGGACGUACGGUACAGCGCCAGGAAAGCGUUCAGUUUCUGACACAUUGACCAUUGACCACUAUCUGCUGCUCCCAGCACCUCUAAAACAAACACCGUCCAUCACCCAGCUUCUAUCAGUGGAUCACCCAGCUGACCCACAUCCAGCUGUGCACCGGCCUCUCCACCUCUGUCCUUUCAUUCACUUCCUCUCCGCCGGUCUCCGCCUGCACACAGGAAAGCACAGAGAAGGGGAAGGAAGCGAUGCUGAUUCUGAUGCUCGCCGCCUCUCUGCAUCUCUGCAUUUUCUUCCUCGUCCAAAUAAGUCUGAUGUUUUUGCAGCAGUUGAUCAAGAACCGAGACGUCAUCUCGUUGUGCCGGAGCCAGAAAAACGGCCAUUAUGAGGCGCCGAAGGCUGAGAAAAGACACAGGCUGACGGCCCAGAGGAGCAUCGAGGACGCCGAGGAGGUGGAGAGGGAGCGUCGUCGAAGAGCCCGCGAAGCUUUUCGGAGGAACAGCGGCUCGCUGCCCGGAGAGUCUUCACAGGAGAGCGAGAUGCCGGCAGAGGAGAGCGUGUACGACGGUGGCCUGAAGCCGAUCAGCUCUCCGUCCCUGGAGGAGGACGAGGGCUUCAGCGACUGGACUCAGCGGAGAGAGAGGCGGAGGCAGCAGCGCCUGCAGGAGCUCGGUCAGGGAGGCGAGGAGGACGAGGACGAGGAGGACGCCGGCACCGUGAACAGAGCCGUCUCUGAAAAGACCGUCCAGGCUUCCGUCACGUCCUCCAGCCGACUCCAGAGACAGGAGCCGGAGGAGCGGGAGGACAGGGCCAGGACGGAGAUGCAGAGGAGGAAGGAACGUGAGGAGGAGACGAUCCGAGCCGAGAGGGGGAGGAGGGAGAAAGUGAGGGAGGAGGAAGAGCAGAGGAAGAAGGAGGAGAUUCAAAGACGUAAUACAGAUAUGGAGAAAAGAAAAGAAGUUAAAGUCUCCUACACGUCCAAGGUUUUCCUUCACCAGGAGCCAAAACACAGCAACUCCAACGGAGACGCAGCCGACGAGGAAGUGACCACACACAUCAACAGCAAAACAAAAUGGUCCACCAGACCCGUGGAGUCCGGGGAGGCGGAGGCCAUCCUGGAGACAGAGCAGCGUCUGGAGAAGAUCCGGCGGGGCCUCCAGGAGAAGGAGAGCCAGGAGCUGGAACAUCUGAGACACCGACAGGCCGAGGCUGAGCAGGAGCUGGAGGAGCUGAAGAGGAGGAGGGAGGAGAGACGCCGAGUGCGGGAGGAAGAGGAGCGCCGGAGGGAGGAGGAAGAGCAGCAACGGCUGGCUAAAGAGGAGGAGGAGAGAAGACAGAUGAAGGAGGACAUUGAGAGGAGGAGGAUGGAUGCAGCAGAGAGGAUGAAGAGCUUGAGUACGUCCAGCGUGAACGGAGACGAGAUGUUCAGUCCCGUCAGUCCCAAAGCUCCAACCCAAAAGAUCACAGAGAGAACUCAGUCCCUGAACCGCUCGCUGAAGAAAAGUAACAGCUUUAAGAAGACGCAGCCUCUCGUCCUGUUGCCCAAGAUUGACGACAAGCUGGAGCAGUACGCCCACGCUGUGGAGAACUCCAUCGAGACCCGAGCAGUGAAGGUGUCGCUGACCGACCUGCCCAGCGCACCCGAGGUCGUCGCCUCCAAGAAGAACCUGUUUGAAGCCGGAGAGGCCUGGAGCCAGAGUCCCACCAAGGGAGCCUCCUGCAAGGACACUGAAGGGUUAAAGGUCGGCGUGGCGAGCCUGAUCACGCAGUGGGUGAAGGGUCCGACUGAUGGCAGCAGACAGUCGCCUGCCAAACCGGCAGAUGUGAAGCCUGGAGACGUGAUGCAGAAGAAGAACAUGUGGGAGGUCAUCGGAGACUCAUCGGGGAGGUCGGGCCAAAGAGUGAAGGGCUCAGCAGCCAGUAAAAAGUACAAAUUUGUUGUCACUGGUCACGGAAAAUACGAGAAGAUCCCUGUCGGAGACGAGAACGAAGGAGAAUUCACCAAUGGAAAGUCGGAUUUAUGUCAUGGUGAUUACUGAGGUGGUGUCAUCUGUUCAGGUGGUUUCCACCUUGAUCUCAUGAAACAUCCACUGGCUAUAAAGACAUCUAAGAGAAGAAGCUCUAACAGUUACAAUAUUUCAUUUAUAUCCAAUAAAUCACUUUUUCUGAUUCUCUAAGUUGGACACUCAAAAACUCAACCAACAGCUCAAUUCUUGAUCAUCAAAUGUCUGUUAUUUGUGCAGUUUCCUCUUUGUUUUUGUGUUUUCUGUUUCAAAUAUUAUGUACUGUAUAUAUCUGAUUGUGAGCUUUGCUGUUUCUGUAUUCUUUACCACUACAGUGUUUAGGUGAAUCAUUCCUAAUGUCUGGUUGAUCCUUAUAUGAUGGUGUGUUGGGAAACUUGUCUUUUGAAUAGAAAACGUUUACAUUUUCCAAUCGUAGAAUUAAUGGAUCUGUCUGAUUUUUGUUCUCAGAUAAAAAAAAACAAGCAAACAAAAAAACAUACACUAUGUCAUGUUUGUGCUCUGGACUUUAGCUGAAGAACUUGGGCGUUGGAGAGAAGCGAAUUGUCAAAAACUGUAAAAGUUAGAGAGUUCAUACUGAUAAUAAUGGUAACACUGAAAGUAUUAAAGUCUAUCAUCUCUUGGGGAGGACAUUGAUUUGCUAUCUGUCACAUCACAUCAACCUUUAUCAUGCUGACACCUGAUCUGUACAAUCAAACUCUAUUUCCUGUGUAUGUUUUAGUUGAAAUCCCUGGUGCAUUCAGCUCUAUCUCUGUACUGCUGCAGACAUUCUUCACCUUAAAUAUCCAUUUACUGAGAUUUCUGCUUGUACUGUAUAUGUUUACAACCCCUUUUUCUUAAAUAAAUUAAAAUCAUUUUCUACUGUACCAUA
Molecule: messenger RNA, 3788 nt
Organism: Thunnus maccoyii (southern bluefin tuna)
Lineage: Eukaryota; Metazoa; Chordata; Actinopteri; Scombriformes; Scombridae
Gene: lsp1a
Product: lymphocyte specific protein 1 a
Exons: 13
Coding region: 1145-2935 (596 amino acids)
Biological process (GO): muscle contraction
Molecular function (GO): actin binding; myosin binding; calmodulin binding
Source: RefSeq, a predicted model, not a curated record